AUGUCUAUCGUUGAAGCAAUUAUUGAUACAUCUGUUUGGGGACCGAUUUUACUUUUUGUUAUUGGAGUUCCAGCAGCAAUUUGCAAUGCGAUAAUUUUUCUUGGAGUGAAAACAUUUCGUCAAUCUCCAAGUUCUUAUUAUGUUGUUGAUCAAUCAAUAUUCGAUUUAGGUAAUUUAUUAAUUGUUCUUCUUGAAAGUAUUCCAUCAACAUCAAUGAAUGCAUCUGCAAUAGCAUGCAAGUUGAAGAUUUACUUUAGUCAAAUAAUCGGACCAUGUGCUAUGACUUUUCUUUGUCUGGCAACAUUUGAUCGUUGGGCAUGUACAUCAAGAUCGGCUAAACUACGUCAAUUAAGUUCAAUUGGUACAGCUCGUCGUAUUUUUCCAAUUCCUGUUAUAGUCUGGCCAUUGGUCAGCAUACCUUAUCUUAUUUAUUGCGAUUUUAUUCCACCUUUUUUUACUUGUGGAUUUACAAAUCUUCUUUUUGCAGAAAUUGCCCUUUCUUUUCUGGCUCCUAUAUUUUCUGUUAUUUUUCCGCUUAUCAUUUUAAUCAUAUUUAGUAUUCUUACAUAUCGAAAUCUUCAUCUUAUGACAAUUGCUAAUGCUUAA
Molecule: messenger RNA, 606 nt
Organism: Rotaria sp. Silwood1
Lineage: Eukaryota; Metazoa; Rotifera; Eurotatoria; Philodinida; Philodinidae
Source: the annotation of a GenBank genome assembly